This is a messenger RNA of Soboliphyme baturini, 303 nucleotides long. NCBI's taxonomy places the organism in Eukaryota, Metazoa, Nematoda, Enoplea, Dioctophymatida, Soboliphymatidae. The record is from the annotation of a GenBank genome assembly.
AUGACCGGAUACCAUCUCGAAAUUCCAAAAUGUGUUCCUAUGCACAAUCAGAAAUCUCAUGGAAAGUCUUCGUGCAAAAGUAGCGGGUUGCAGCAGAUCAACGCUGCAGCCUUGUUUAGUCAGAAUUGGAUUCACAAUCCGUCAUUUUUGCGAGAGGUCGAUGUGGGUUCGGAUCAUUGCGAUAUACCUUUGUCUGUUGUAUGCUUUGUCUGCUUAGAGGAGUUCUUUGACAUUAGCCAGAAACUGAACGAGCCUCAUGGUCAGGUACUAGCCUCAACUCAGAGCGAUGCCAGCAUUACGUAA